AUGUCGGCGGUUGAUCUCACACCCCAACCUCAAAGCUGGCCUUCCUGCUGUUCGAUUUCGGCGGUGCAAGUCGCUCUCUGUUGCAGCCCGGAGCGUUGUAAGACCUCGUGGCUUCUGGGUUUGGCCGGUUUCGAGGCGCCGAGGAUAGGCCCCGGAGAAGUGUCCCUGUUGGUCAAAGCUGAGCUUAAAGGGCCGAUGGAGGGCUGUUGGCUAUGGGCUUUCCUGCUGAGAAGCGGAGAACCAACGGGGCCACCUGCAAAUGGGCGUGCCACGACAGGGAAACGGCACGGAGCUUGCCAUGCAGAGGGCGCCACUUGA
Messenger RNA from Chaetomium globosum CBS 148.51, 318 nucleotides. RefSeq lists its product as uncharacterized. The record is from RefSeq and is a predicted model, not a curated record. The transcript has a single exon. The coding region runs from base 1 to 318 and encodes 105 amino acids. NCBI's taxonomy places the organism in Eukaryota, Fungi, Ascomycota, Sordariomycetes, Sordariales, Chaetomiaceae.